This is a messenger RNA of Liolophura sinensis, 1026 nucleotides long. RefSeq lists its product as uncharacterized. The coding region runs from base 101 to 397 and encodes 98 amino acids. The record is from RefSeq and is a predicted model, not a curated record. The transcript is spliced from 4 exons. NCBI's taxonomy places the organism in Eukaryota, Metazoa, Mollusca, Polyplacophora, Chitonida, Chitonidae.
GCAGCCAGCUUUUCCGGUCACAGCCAGUCUUUCCCAUUUUUGUACGUUCACCACACAUCUUUCUCCCCUCGAGAUAAUCCACAACUUUUGUUUAAUCACGAUGGCUCGUCAACUAAUCUCCUGCUUUUUGGUCGCCAUGGUAAUUGCGUUUGUGACGUCAGAGCCUAUUUAUCCAGCAGUGGCACUGGAAAAUAUGGACCACACUGAUGCCUGUCUAUUUGCAUGCAACAUAUGUUUCGACUCUCAGCCCCCAAAAAUGAUGCAGUGUGUAGAGAAGGUGUGCUUGACCACAAAAGCCAACAGAGAAAAGGGUUACUUCUGGCUGGGAAAAUCCUGCGUGAAACACCCAAAAGUCAGUGAAUACGUGUUCAACACGCUCAAUGACAUAUACGCAUAAAGGCGUGUCAUCAGCCUGAAGCCGUCCUCUCGGAUCCUCCCUUUGCUACCCGAUCACGUGAUCAUACAAUCUGCACGUGUCUCCAAGGAGGGCAGCCAAAGAUCGAGUUUACAUGACAGUUUCUAUAUUAUCCCAUGUCUGAAUGACGAGUGCCAUUUUGCAUCAUGAAUGUGUUGAAUAAAAGGCCACCCCGCAACGCUCAUUUCUGUAUUGCUGUCAUGCAGUAUAAAGUGAAUUUGUGUUCCAAUUCAUUGUUCUCAGAGAUAAACCUAUCUGAGACAACACUCUCAGAUUUUUAAAGCCAAUUCACUAUUUGAAAAGUGUUAUUUUUCAAUAUGAAAUCCAAAGCAUGACUAUAGGCAUAUAGAUCGAUCAAGGUGAUAUUGUUCUGGUUAUAGGCCUGCAUGAGGCCGGAAAUGGUAAAUGUGAAUGUAAGCAACCCACAUCUGCGCAUGCGAAUCAGAUGACAUUAGAGAGCAAUCUGAUCCACAGUAACAUAAUUCUGUUACUAAAUGGACAUUUUUGUUCACACAAACACAUUAAUGAACUCGGUUAAUUUAUUUCAGACAAAUUUUUAGUUUGUAACAAUGUCGUGUUAAGAUAAAAAUAUUUAUAACAAUAAAUGUGUU